Molecule: messenger RNA, 1260 nt
Organism: Entelurus aequoreus (snake pipefish)
Lineage: Eukaryota; Metazoa; Chordata; Actinopteri; Syngnathiformes; Syngnathidae
Gene: tnfsf14a
Product: TNF superfamily member 14
Exons: 4
Coding region: 104-820 (238 amino acids)
Biological process (GO): immune response
Cellular component (GO): membrane
Molecular function (GO): tumor necrosis factor receptor binding
Source: RefSeq, a predicted model, not a curated record
GUCAAGUUGAGCAAUGAUGUGCCUCCCCUGUGUGUGCACGUUGGUAGCCCACAUGUCAUGUGUCACUUAAGAGGUCUAGCAAGCUGCAGGAAGUCAUUUGUAGAUGAAGAGGCGUCCCAACAUGAGCGCUCCUUCUUCUGUCUACGUGAUCGACGGCGCCCCCACAGCCCCCCCACUGCCACCCCGAGCAGGCCGGGGAAGAAAGUCUGGACGACUGACUCAAAAUAUUCUCUUCUUGCUCGUGAGCGUGGCCUUAAUUGGCCUCAUCCUGGAGGCUGUGCUCAUCUUCUACAUGCACCCUGCAAGUCCAACUAAGCCAACAUCCGCUCCGUUCUCCAAGGUGAAAGCAGAACAACAUGGACACUUGCUUUCUGACAGUUCAAGGGUCUCUCCUUCCAAACCAGUUGCAUGUCUGAUGGACGGACAGGAUGUAGUCCACGGCCAACAGAUCUUGGGCUGGAGCCUAAAACCACGCCCUGUCCUCCACAAGAUGCACUACGUCCGGGAAGACCGAAGUCUGGUGGUCCAGAAGGAAGGUCACUACUUUGUGUACUCCAAAGUGUACUUCGAGGACGUGAGCAUGUUCAGUCACUCGGUCGUCAUGCUCACCCGCAGACAUAACGAGGAGCUCAUCCCGCUCAUGCAGUCCAGGAAGUACUCCAGGAAGUAUUCCACCAAGGCGGAAGAAGACUCCAACAGUUUCCUGGGCGGAGUCUUUCACCUCCGCCAAGACGACGCCCUUUUUGUCAAAGUAAGCGACUCCUCCAAAAUCAUACGCCACAAAGCCUACGAGAACAUCUUUGGUGCGUUUAUGAUAUAACUCAGUCUUUAACUCUAUGGCCGGGGCCGCUUGUUGGGCCCUAAAGGGAUGUCCAAAAAUAUUUGUUCCUCAGCUGCCACAGCGAUGCUCGGUUGUAAUACACUUUUCUUCCACCUGAGGCAGUAGUGACAAUAUCAAACACACAGAAGAAGAGAAGUUUCUUAAGCGCAAAAAUUACGACUAAAGGGUUGAAAUUGUAUUUUCAUUUGCACCUACAUUUUAUUUAAGAAACAUUUUCAUUAUUAAUUGACUUCAAAUUAUUUAUUUUAGAUCUGCAUUAUUGAAUGUCAAUUCACUUUUAAUCUGUAUAUUUGAUUAGUACUUAAUAUCAUACAUUAUUAUUGUAAUUAACACACGGCUUCAUAUUAAUUAACAUGGUUGUAAACUGUAAGUUGGUUAUGAAUAAUUAUUGAAUAUGAUUAAAAUCAAGAGUAAGAUUA